GGCGGCGGCGGCGGCGGCGGCGGAGGGCGCAGCGCGCAGCCCGGUGCAGCCCUGGCUUUCCCCUCGCCGCGCGCCCGCGCCCCCUUCCGCGUCCGCAACCAGAAGCCCAGCGCGGCGCCCGGAGCCGGACCCGCGCCAGCGCCGCUCCCGGGACCGCGACCCCGGCCGCCCCGCGAUGACCGCGACCGCAGCCCUCCUGCCCGUCCUCUCGCUCCUGCUGGCCUGCGGCCGCAGUGCCCAUGGAGUUGAAUGCUUCCCGGCCUGCCACCCCCAAAAUGGAUUCUGCCAGGACAACAAUGUAUGCAGAUGCCAGCCUGGCUGGCAGGGUCCCCUAUGUGACCAGUGUGUGACCUUUCCUGGCUGUGUUCAUGGACUCUGUGUGGAACCCUGGCAGUGCAUCUGUGAUGACGGCUGGGACGGGAACCUCUGUGACAUAGACGUCCGGGCUUGCGCCUCGACCCCCUGUGCUAACAACGGCACCUGCGUAAACCUGGACACUGGCGGCUACGAGUGCUCCUGCACCCUUGGGUUCUCGGGCAAGGGCUGUGAGAACAAGGAUGGGCCCUGCGUGAUCAAUGGAUCCCCCUGCCAGCACGGAGGCACCUGCGUGGACGAUGAGGGCCGAGCCUCCCAUGCCUCCUGCCUGUGCCCCCCUGGCUUCUCAGGCAAUUUCUGUGAGGUCGUGACCAACAGCUGUAUCCCCAACCCGUGCGAGAACCAGGGUAUCUGCACUGACAUCGGGGGUGAUUUCCGCUGCCGGUGCCCAGCCGGCUUCAUGGACAAGACGUGCAGCCGCCCAGUGACCACCUGCGCCACUGAGCCAUGCCUGAAUGGGGGCAGUUGCCUGCAGCACACCCAGGUGAGGUACGAGUGUCUGUGCAAGCCCGAGUUCACCGGCCCCACCUGUGGCAGGAAGCGUGUGGUGGGCCCCCAGCAGGUCACCCGUCUGCCCAGCGGGUAUGGGCUGACCUACCGCCUGACCCCCGGGGUGCAUGAGCUGCCAGUAGCGCAGCCGGAGCACCGUGUCCUCAAGGUGUCAAUGAAGGAGCUCAACAAGAGCACCCCCCUCCUCUCCGAGGGCCAGGCCGUCUGCUUCACCAUCCUGGGCGUGCUCACCAGUCUGGUGGUGCUGGGCACCAUGGGCAUUGUCUUCCUGAACAAGUGCGAGGCCUGGGUGUCCAACCUGCGCUACAACCACAUGCUGCGCAAGAAGAAGAAGCUGCUUCUGCAGUACAACAGCGGCGAGGACCUGGCCGUCAACAUCAUCCUCCCCGAGAAGAUCGACAUGACCACCUUCAGCAGGGAGGCUGGCGCCCCCGGCAUCUGAGCAGCGUCCCCACCGGCCCCUCUCUAGUCUCGGGGUCCCGCAGAGCUCACUAUAAGCGGUCUGUUCUAGUCUUUGUGGUGGAGCUUGCUAUCUUUUGUGUCGACUCUGGUGAACGCUGUG
Molecule: messenger RNA, 1447 nt
Organism: Manis javanica (Malayan pangolin)
Lineage: Eukaryota; Metazoa; Chordata; Mammalia; Pholidota; Manidae
Gene: DLK1
Product: delta like non-canonical Notch ligand 1
Biological process (GO): Notch signaling pathway; heterophilic cell-cell adhesion; negative regulation of Notch signaling pathway
Cellular component (GO): plasma membrane; protein-containing complex
Molecular function (GO): calcium ion binding; Notch binding
Source: RefSeq, a predicted model, not a curated record